AUGUCUAUGGAAGACGUAACACUCAAGACUCAGGUAUCAAGGACACGAUGCACGAAGGACGACAAAUGGGGUUUCAAUUAUGAGACAGGGACCACGUGGGUAUCCAAAGGUUGCAGAGGAGAGUUUUGUAUACACUUUAAAGAACCUGAACCAACAACUACACAAGGUCCGACAAGUCCAUCAACUCAACCAGGUACAUCAGCUACACCAGGUUCAUCAGCUACACCAAGUACCUCAGCUACACCAGGAUCAUCAGCUGCACCGAUAACAUCAGCUUCACCAGGAACAUCAGCUGCACCAGUUACAUCAGCUGCACCAGUUACAUCAGCUGCACCAGUAACAUCAGCUGCACCAGUUACAUCAGCUGCGCCAAUUACAUCAGCUGCACCAGUUACAUCAGCUGCACCAGUUACAUCAGCUGUGCCAGUUACAUCAGCUGCACCAGUUACAUCAGCUGUACCAGGUACAUCAGCUGCACCAGUUACAUCAGCUGCACCAAGUACCUCAGCUACACCAGGAACAUCAGCUGCACCGAUAACAUCAGCUUCACCAGGAACAUCAGCUGCACCAGUUACAUCAGCUGCACCAGUAACAUCAGCUGCACCAGUUACAUCAGCUGCGCCAGUUACAUCAGCUGCACCAGUUACAUCAGCUGCGCCAGUUACAUCAGCUGCGCCAGUUACAUCAGCUGCACCAGUUACAUCAGCUGCGCCAGUUACAUCAGCUGCGCCAGUAACAUCAACUGCACCAGUAACAUCAGCUGCGCCAGUUACAUCAGCUGCGCCAGUUACAUCAGCUGCGCCAGUUACAUCAGCUGCGCCAGUUACAUCAGCUGCGCCAGUUACAUCAGCUGCGCCAGUUACAUCAGCUGCACCAGUUACAUCAGCUGCACCAGUUACAUCAGCUGCACCAACUACACCAGCUUCACCAGUUACAUCAGCUACACCAGAGGUGAACGAAUGUUCUACGGCGAAUGGUGGAUGUACACAAAUCUGCACAGAUACUUUCGGAUCAUUCGUUUGCAGCUGUCGCGAUGGGUUCUCUUUGCAAGACGGCAAUGCAUGCAUAUAUCAGAAGUUGACCUUAGCAGGAGAAGGCGGUCAGGAUAUUAUUCUUGGUGUAUAUGAGUUGCAAGAGGAAAGAAAUGAUGGUCGUGUAGUUUAUAAAUAUGACGUUUUCUAUCUAUAUUAUAUCAGUUCGUAUGGCGACUGGAAUAUAGGAACAGAUCUUGGAAGCACCAAAAUCUAUGGUUAUUUUACCGAUGCACUCCCUCAAACUCAAUAUCCGGAAGAUUUACAGAGUUAUAUGAAAGUAGCUGGUGGGAACGGAUUUGUAGAUACUACUUACGUGAUAACACCAUACACAGAUGAUGCUGUACUGUAAUUCUACAUCCCGAUGAAUAAAUCAUGGAGGUACACGUGGGGAUGCAUUAGCUGCGGCAUCACUCAUUAAUGUACCAAAUUCCCUCGGAAAAUCGUGUUUACACAACACCACUCUUUACAUAGCCACUGGGGAGUAACGUGAUGCAAUUUUUGCAACAAAAAAUGUCUUAAAAUGCAGCAUGUUUUGUCACUUCCUGUUAUAUAAUUUCCUGUUAAGUAUUACGUCACCUCAAGAUACGAUCUAUAAUUUUUUUAAAUGCUCUUAGUACUGUAUUUACUUUUAGCAUCACCAAGAAGCAAGAAAUUCAGUUUUAGUUCCUCGCUUUUGAUGCAAUACACGACCCUGUUUAUUAUCAAUGAUACAAAAACACGUACAAAUUGCUGAUGCAAAAACGCCAAUAUA
Owenia fusiformis is the source of this 1785-nucleotide messenger RNA. NCBI's taxonomy places the organism in Eukaryota, Metazoa, Annelida, Polychaeta, Sabellida, Oweniidae. The record is from the annotation of a GenBank genome assembly.